This is a messenger RNA of Rhizophagus irregularis DAOM 181602=DAOM 197198, 1413 nucleotides long. RefSeq lists its product as uncharacterized. Gene Ontology annotation, molecular function: ammonium channel activity. Gene Ontology annotation, cellular component: plasma membrane. Lineage: Eukaryota; Fungi; Glomeromycota; Glomeromycetes; Glomerales; Glomeraceae. Gene Ontology annotation, biological process: ammonium transmembrane transport. The record is from RefSeq and is a predicted model, not a curated record.
AUGUCCACAGCUACACCACUAGACGACUCUAUGUUAGUAGAGAAUAAAUAUUUUCCAGGAGAUAUAGCAUGGGUGUUGGUUAGUACCGGUCUUGUGUGGCUUAUGAUUCCUGGUGUAGGUUUUUUUUAUAGUGGUAUGGCAAGAAGUAAGAAUGCUCUCUCUCUCAUUCUGCUUUGCGUCCUUUGUGGUGCCGUAGUUACUGUACAGUGGUUUAUUAUAGGAUAUUCUCUCACAUUUAGUACAAAUGGAAAUGGUUUCAUUGGUAAUGUAGAUCACGCUUUUUUUCGAAAUCUCAAAGGAAAUCCAUCAUUUGCCAGUCAAAGAAUUCCAGAUAUAUUAUAUGCAGUAUAUCAAGGAAUGUUUGCUUCAGUUACACCAGCAUUAGCAAUUGGUGCAGCUGCCGAAAGAGCAAGAGUAGUUCCAUUGCUAAUAUUUGUGUUUGUAUGGACAACCUUAGUAUAUGAUGUUAUUGCAUCAUGGUCAUGGUCAGAAAAAGGAUGGUAUGCACAAUUAGGCGGAUUAGAUUUUGCCGGAGGUACGCCAGUACAUAUAACAUCAGGUGCAGCUGCAUUAGCAUAUUGUAUUAAAUUAGGAAAGAGACACGGUCAUGGUACGGAUGAAUUUAAACCGCAUAAUGUAGCAAAUGUAAUAUUAGGCACCACUAUGUUAUGGUUUGGAUGGUUUGGAUUCAAUGGAGGUAGUGCCAAUGCCGCUAACAUAAGAGCAAUAAUGGCAUUAACCUCUAGUAAUUUAGCAGCUUCUGUAGGUGGAAUAACAUGGAUGUUAAUAGAUUAUAGGUUAGAAAGAAAAUUAUCUGCUUUGGGAUUCUGUUCUGGCGCCGUAGCAGGAUUGGUGUGUGUCACACCAGGGAGCGGAUAUAUUAAUGUACCAUCAGCUAUAGCAUUUGGAAUUGUUGGAGGUACAUCAUGUAAUUUUGCUGUUAAAUUAAAACAUUUAUUAGAUUUUGAUGAUGCAUUAGACGUUUUUGCUGUACAUGGGGUUGGUGGUAUAUGUGGAAAUAUUUUAACCGGUAUAUUUGCCCAAAAAGAAGUUGCAGCUUUAGGUGGUCAAGUAAUUCAAGGGGGUUGGUUAGAUGGUCAUUGGGUUCAAAUACUUUAUCAACUUGCUGAUAGCUGUGCUGGUUUAGCUUAUAGCUUUUGUGUUACAUAUAUGAUUUUAUUUAUAAUGGAUAAAAUUCCUGGUUUACAUUUAAGGGUUGAUAUUGAGGCCGAAGAACAAGGUAUUGAUGAUACUGAAUUGGGUGAAUUGGCUUAUUAUCACGUUGAUCGUCUUGCCGGUUUACUUAAUUCAAAUUAUCUAAAUAACUCAACCAAUACUUCCGCUACUAUGACUAAUAUUAAUAGUGGUAAACUUCCAAUACAGCAAGGCACUAAUCAAUAUAUACUUAGUUAA